AGUGGGGAGGGAGCGGGCCUAAUGCAGGGAGACAGGUAGGAGGCCAGAGAGUGGCUGGCUGGGGAAAAUAUGUUAUAUUCAUGUAAUUCACUCUCUUUCUUUCUUCUCACAAGUUGUAGAAAUUCUGUCACUUUAUCUUGAAACAUACGGUAGUAGAACAAUGGUACCCUUUAAUGCUAAUCAUUCAGUCAGGGAGGAGGCUGUGCUUUGUUCUUCAUUAGUCAAACACUGCAAACAUUUCCCAUAAUCCCCAGGUAAACGUUAGGCUCUCUGUGGUUGGAGAGGGCGGUGUUCUUGGCUCCGGUAUUUCCUGGUUGUUCAGUCCCUUGAGCAAACAUCUCCUGCUUGGAUAGGCAGAGUUUCGGCUGAUACUGUACUCAAGUCAGCCGUUGCAGUCAUGUCACUCUGAAGUAACAGUCGUUUACAGCGCGCUGCUACGAGAUGAAGCGAGAUGAUCCUGUAUCGGAGAUCCUUUCUUUGAAAGGAUGGUUCGUCCAGGUAUCGGAGUCUUUGUCUGCGGCCCUCCUACCCUCGGGCCAGGGACCGGGCCAGACUAGGGAGUCUCAGGGAGUGUCUGCUGACCCAGCACCCUCACCAGGAGAGACCCAGGAGGUGUCUGAUCCCUCAGAGCUCCAGGAGGACUUAGGGUCCCAGACCUCCAGGGCUGUUGUGUCCUCCAUGGACCCCCAGCAGAGGCUACAGGCCCUCCAGGCUCAGCUGACUCUACGGGGCAUGAGUAGGCCUAGCAGCUCCUGUUCUGGGGCUUCCCCAUCUGCAGAGUGUCUGUCUAUCAUACCCGAGGAGAGUGAGGUGGUGGGGAGCAGGGUGAGCUGGGCAGCCUCAUGGCACUCCAGUAAGGCUGGCACAGCAGUGAACAGUUACGGGGAUGGUGAGGAUCAGUCCAGCUCAUCGGAUAGCGAGGACGAGAUAGUGAAGCAGUUUGAGAUCUCAGUGUCUCGCUCUCAGAGCUUCCGCUCUACAGGGACCACCGAGGUUGUAGCCCAGGCUGCACCGGGAAAACGCCACAAGUUCACCCGCCUACUCUCUGACCAGGAGGAGGGCAGCACAGAGCCCUCAGACUGCGAAGACGUGGACGGAGACGUGAGCAGGCUGAGUUACCAGAACCCCCUGUCGUACGGGGAUGAGAAGCUGGGCUCCCUGGGGUCCCAGGAAAUGGCUGAGGGUCUGGACGGCCCACCACGGGAGGGCUCGCUGGACACAGGGGGCAGCCCGGCCCCCAACAUGAGUCGCCAGGCCACCGAGGGGAGCCUUGAGAUGGAGACAGCCGUGGACAACCAGGGUGACGACAACAACGACCCUACAGACAGCUCCUCCACAUGGAGCCCAGAGCAGGAGCAUCUUCCUGUAGAGGAGGUCCUCCCUUGCCCCCCCAGCUCCACCUCACGCCCCCCUAUCACCAAAUGUGGUGACCUCGAGGUCACCAUGGACUACAAGGCCGCCUCUCAGAAGCUGUUUGUUACCGUUGUGACCGCGCGGGACAUCCCAGACAAAGGGCGCAGUGGGAUGGACUCGUGGCAGGUGCACGUGGUCCUGCUCCCAGCAAAGAAGCAGCGUCAUAAGACCUCCGUCCAGAAGGGGUCCGUGCCCGAAUUCAACGAGACCUUCCGCUUUUCACACCUGGAGCCUUCAGAGCUGGGUACCUCUGCCCUGCGCUUCCGGCUCUACGCCCUGGGGGGCCGGAUGUCCCGCGAGCGCAUGAUGGGGGAGAAGGUGGUCCGCCUUGAGGGGCUGAGCCCAGAGGGGGGAGAUAUGGACACCACGCUGGUGCUGGAACCCCGCAGCAACAUGAAGAGUGUUGACUCUCAGGUCAGUCUAGCUGGGGUGUCCCAGAGUGACAGUGCGUCCUCCACCCAGUCUCUAACCCACGGGGGCGUCCCUGAGCUGCUGGUGGGCCUGUCCUACAACGCCACCACCGGACGCCUCUCUGUGGAGCUCAUCAAGGGAAGCCACUUCCGCAACCUGGCCAUUAACAGGCCGCCCGACACCUAUGGGAAGCUGACUCUGCUCAACUCAGUGGGCCAGGAGAUCUCCAGGUGUAAGACAUCAGUGCGGCGGGGGCAGCCCAACCCCGUCUACAAGGAGACCUUUGUGUUCCAGGUUGCCCUGUUCCAGCUGUGUGACGUCACCCUCAUGGUGUCCAUCUACAACCGCCGCAGCAUGAAGCGUAAGGAGAUGGUAGGCUGGCUCGCCCUGGGCCAGAACAGCAGCGGGGAGGAGGAGCAGCUGCACUGGCUGGACAUGAAGGAGUGUAAAGGCCAGCAGGUCUGUCGCUGGCACGUCCUCCUGGAAGCCUAGAAGCCAGGAUGGAGAGGAUGGGAAGCAAUCCCCAACACUUACCCAGUCACUUAGGGCCCAAUUCCGACUUAUUAUGCCUUUCUUACUCACCGCUUUCCUACGCACUUCUCAGUAGUUGGUAUUCAGACUUACCUUGUGAAGGUGGGAACAGGGAUUUGCAGGUGUGGUUCGCUUGCACGUUUUCAUUCAAUAGGGUUUUCUGUACAUUUAUCUUAAACCAUCCUUUUAAAUACGGUGUACCUUUAAGUUUGAAUUUUGUCGACAGACUCACUAGAAUAUAUAGUGAGAAUGGUUCAGAAUAUUAGGGAUCAAUGAAAGAAAGCCAUCUAAAUAUGCACCAUCUAAAUGUAUGCAUAUUCGUCUCUGUUUCAGCACCAAUUGGUAGAUUUAAAAAUACUCUGAUCUUGUAGAUUAUUUAGGGCAAGGAAAGUAUUUAUGAAUCAUAAAAAACAGGUUUGGAGAGCCUUUAUGCACGAAAGAAAGAAAACGGUGGUUUGAUUCAUUCUUAAAAAUGUUAACCCGUGGUAAUGUUGGAAGAUUAGUGUACAUAGAAAUAUAAUAGGGAGAAUAGUGUACAAUAGUAGGCUAUACCCAUGUUUAUUGCCUGCACUAACCAUGGAACUGUGUGAUGACACAGCCAGGUAUUGCGCCAUGCGACUUACGGCUUGGUCUGCGCCCUGCUCCGUAAUGAUUUAAUUAGCCUACAUAUAUAUUUUUAUAUUAUCAACUGUUACUAAUGAUCCUCAGCAACAACCACAUGGCCGUGGCAGCGUUUACAGAGGAAGCAGGUGAAGGUAAACGAAACAAUGUAAUUAAAUGGAAUGAUAAUGUAGGCUAUACCAAUUGAGGGAACUAACAGUAAAUUGGCAGGAGAAUGUGUGUUGUUGUUAUUAGGCCUACUGACAGUCAAUGCUGAUAGUGUCUAAUAUUUAACAUGAUAGAAAUAGGAGACAGAGAAAGUUGAGGUAGCCCAUAAUUAAGACAUUCGAGAGUGCCCAUCCCUGCAAGUUAAAAGGCAGUACAAUUUAAAUUCUGCAUAAUGGCACAGCAUUUCAUAAACUUUACAGUGGGAAAGUUGAUAUGUUGAUAUGCUUCAGUUUGCUGCCAUAUGACUGGUUUCACCUUUUCACCCAGCGAUUAUAAGGUAAAAUAGAUCUAAAACAAGUGUAGUUUAUAUUUACAAUUUCCUUAUCCAAACAGUUUGCUCAUAUACCUAGCUCUUAUCAAGUUGUAAAUUAAAGUACAUGGAAAAUGGUGUUAUUUCUUUUGGAAAAAAUAAAGUAGCUUUUUCCACUUGGAACCAGCAGGUUCGCUAGACCUUAUUCAUAGUUUCCUUGCGCGCAAAAUUGAUUAAAUUAUUAUAGGGAAUUAAGUCAAGGUCAGAAUAUCGCGUAUCAAUAGACACACCUCAGCCACGCCUUAAUUUAGUCAAUCUCCACCCUGAACGAAUAGCAGGUGAAUAGCACGCUAUUCUCAUGCUUAAUUUCAAGGUCAGAAUACGCAUAGAGAGAAAAGUGCAUAAAAAAGGGAUUUCCGUUCCAUUUAUGCAUUCUUAACUCGGGUUGGAAUCGGGCCCCUAGUUACUAAACUGGUUGUUCCCGGUAAGUGGAGGGAGUUAUCCUGUCCCCAGUCCCCAGACAGACACCUGCUCUAUGUAGGCAGGAGAGCCUCAACACAACUACUGUGGCCCCAUCAUGACUACAAUCUGCAAACUACAGCUCCACACACCUGUUUACACCAUUGAUGAGCAAAAAAGGAUAUUACAUAGCAAAAAAAAGCAAAAAACAAAGUGCUUCAAUUAUGCCGAUAUGGAUAUACAGAAAAGAUAAAUUGUUGCAUUUAUUCUAUGGGGUUUUAUAAGUUUAAAUUCAGAAAAGGUUAUUAAGUAUUGGUUUAACUAUAGUUACAUUGUGUUGUCACAGACAGCUCGAAGUUUGGUUGGUCUUCUCUGUAUAUGUAUAUGUAUAUGAAGAUGUCAAACAUUGUAUCAUACAAAAAUGAAUAUACUGUUAUGAUUGUCCAAGGACAAUGGUUUUUGAUGAAUUACUAUCGUACUUUAUUCAGCCACACUUCAAGGUGAAGAAAACAAAUAUUUUAGAAUGAUUUCUUCCUUUAUGAGGGAAAAGGGAGACUGAAAUCUUUGUUAUUUUGUAUCAUUCCAAACACAUACAUUUAAUCAUUUGGAUUUCAAAACAGUUUUGAUAGAUUUCUUCCUGCUUUCUACUUUUCUAGGUUUUGAAACUGUAUAGUUCAGGGUAAUUUCACAUUGAAUGAGCAUGCGUUUUGUUCUUUAUCACACGUGUUUGUAUCUUCAUCAACUUUUACUCCUCCUCUCCUACUCUAAGACAUGACCUGCUCUCAGACAAGUAACUAAAGGACUCUUUAUUACUCUUUAUAUUACUCUAUUGGAUGAGAACAUCUGUCCACUCUGUCUGACAGAUUCAGUCUCUUCACUUAGUGGCCCUUAGUGACUUCCCAGGGUAAAGUUAAGUUCAACAGCCAUCCAAGCUGAGCUGAAAAUAGGCUUUAAACAUCCCAGUGCAUCUGUUAAUAACAUCAUGCCAUGAAUGACCCUCCCUGGCAGUGUAUUAUUUUUCUCUGCUAAUUGGUAGUUACAGUACUUGAACCAUACAGUGUGAUGAUGAUGAUGCUGAUGCUCAUGGCCAAGUCUGCAUCAGCUUCAUUAUAUCCUAUGGCAGUAGCUGCUUUUGGGUGAUUACACUUAUUACACACCCUAGGUCGAGGGCUUCUCACACCAAGGAGGAUAUGGAUUUUUCAAAAAAUAUUACAUUUUCACUUUAGAGCAACUGUAUUCCUACUAAGCAUAUUUUGCAAAGCACCUCUCCCUGGACAGCAGUUUACUGGCCUUCUAGUCCACUGGUCUUCAACCUUAGUGUACCUACAGUUCAGUCAGUAUCUGGCUUGUGGACUCCUAUGGGGCCUGUCUGAUUAACUCUAUCUAAGCAGUCAUUGAUUGUUCAAUGAAGUACUGAGGUGGAAUGUAAAUCAGUAUUAUUCUCUGCCAUUUGAGUUAAUUAUCCAUGGUCCAUGACCUGUGGGGUGUUAUGGAGCAUUGAACCUGCAACCUUCAUAACCACUCAGUUUUCCUGGAUAGACAACAGAUGUAAUUAGGUCCCUUGGGUUGCACAGGGGAAUCAUAGUCUUAAUCAAAACACCAGGGUUUGAUCCAAUUAGAGAGCUGUGCUACAUAUGAACUUGUCCAUUUCCUCCAAUCAAACUAAUCACCCCUACAUCACAUAUGGAAUUCUUCCAAUGAGAAGAAUGGAUGGAGAAAUAUAUUUGAGCUUCCUUGGAACUGAAUGGCUGUCUUAGAAUUGCCCAGGUUGGUCAAACGUUUACAUUUGUAUCAAAGGUUAAAACCACUUUUUUUCACUUUUCGCGAGAACAUUGACUUAGUAAGUAACUGAUUCAGGGAUGAGUAUAGCACCACGUUUGAUGAUGAGCUUUUCAUUACAAGAUGACAAACUAUGAAUGCCACAGUUGGAGAGACUUUCCUCUGCUCUGUGGAUGAACUCUAACCUAACCUGAUAUAACUAGUAGGUGCAGUUCAUGUCAUAUCUAUAACACAGGUUUGUAUGGUUAAUGAUUUGACCAAUGAUUCCAGAAUGACCGUUACAGUGAUAAGAUGUUAUUUACUGUACCGGCUGAACCAAUUAUGAUGUAUUGUAUGCAUGUCAAGAGUUGCUGUACAUAAUCCCUCUAUAUUUUUGACAUUUUAAAUGUUCAAGAUGCCCUCUGAAGUAUAUGUUACUACCACAGCAUGCUAGUUUUCAGCUUCCACACAGUGAGAUUCUAAUGAAGUGCCUGUAUCGUAAGGGUAAGAGUUGAUGCCUGUAUGGGGUGAAAUUGAUAGAUGCAUAAAAUAGAAAUAGAUGCAUAAAAAUGAGCAUGAGUGUAUAGUCAACCAUGUUUAAUGUUCCUGUGAGAUGCAGCUGUAUGCACGGACUGUUGAUUUGUUCUCAUGCCUAUAUACACAGUGCCUGCACCAUGCAUGCAAAGAAUGACAAUGACAUAGAUAGUACUUUUGUACAUACUGGUCGUAUUAGUUUUGUUCUUGCUAAUAAAAUAAAGGUCCAUGUUGUAGUAAAA
This is a messenger RNA of Salvelinus fontinalis (brook trout), 6426 nucleotides long. It is a transcript of the gene syt16, whose product is annotated as synaptotagmin XVI. The transcript has 6 exons. NCBI's taxonomy places the organism in Eukaryota, Metazoa, Chordata, Actinopteri, Salmoniformes, Salmonidae. Bases 442 to 2316 code for a protein of 624 amino acids. The record is from RefSeq and is a predicted model, not a curated record.